This is a messenger RNA of Fopius arisanus, 1711 nucleotides long. RefSeq names its product cytochrome P450 6k1. Lineage: Eukaryota; Metazoa; Arthropoda; Insecta; Hymenoptera; Braconidae. Gene Ontology annotation, molecular function: heme binding; iron ion binding; monooxygenase activity. The record is from RefSeq and is a predicted model, not a curated record. The transcript has 5 exons. Bases 47 to 1555 code for a protein of 502 amino acids.
UCACUAUCAUCUCCGCAGUAUUCCGGGAAACAGUGAAACCAACGCAAUGCAAUUCUCUAUUGCUGCAUUGAUAACGAGUAUUUGCGCGUUAUGCGGAAUUUUUUUCAUUUGGGCGAAGUGGAAGUUGACGUACUGGCAGAGACGGGGUGUUCCGACCCUUCCGACAAAUUUAUUUUUUGGAAAUUUCGCGGAUUCAAUAUGCGGUAGAAUAUCCCCGGGAUGGCUUCUCGGUCGACUCUACAGUCAAGCCGAGCCAGGAUCAAAAUUCCUCGGCAUCUAUAUCUUCCAGCAGCCGUUUUUCCUCCUGAGAGAUCCUCAACUCAUCAAGCAGAUGUUCAUCAAGGAUUUCAACGUCUUCUCCGGCCGCUACUUUGCACCGAAGAACAGCCGAGAUAGGAUAGGAACUCAGAAUUUGUUCUCCAUUGAUAAUCCUGAGUGGCAACACCUGAGGCACAAGUUGUCUCCAGCAUUUUCUUCUGGAAAACUCAAGGGAUUGUUUGGACUCAUGGUAGAAUCCUCGGAAUCCCUCGCAACGCAUUUGGAAAAUCAAUUCAAAAAUCAUUCAGGGGGGAGGAAGUGUAUCGAAGUUAAAGACGCCACUACCAGAUACACCACUGAUAUUAUUUCGUCGUUGGCAUUUGGAGUGCACACCAAUUCUUUUGAGAAAUCAGCCUCGGAGUUCUACACUCGAAGUCGACAGUUAUUUGCGGACGACCUCAUCUCGGCGAUCGCAAUAUUUUGCUUGGGAUUCUUUCCACGUGUAUUCGAGCAUUGUUUAUUUACAACCUUCCUUGGACAACAAACAACAUAUUUUAAAAAUAUGUUUCGAAGUUCAAUGAAGGCCAGGGAGGAUACCAAGUCCGAGAGAGGAGACAUCAUGGAUACUCUGGUGAAAUUGAGGCAUGAGAACGAUGAUGGCCCUUUCAAAUUCGACGAGGAGACACUUAUGGCCCAGUCAUGUCUCUUCUUCGUCGCUGGAUUAGAAACGAGUGCCACAACCAUGGCAUUCGCUUUGUGGGAACUAGCAAAAUCUCCGGAUAUUCAAGAUCGCGUGAGAAAUGAAAUAAUUGAGAAGCUUGAAGGUGGUGAAUUGACUUACGAGAAGGUCAAGCAGAUGAACUACCUCAUGCAAAUUAUCAGUGAAACCCUCAGAAUUUAUCCACCCGCACCGAUACUCGAUAGAGUUUCCAACAGAGACUAUCAGAUUCCAGGUACUGAUGUAAUAAUCGAACGAGGAACUCCAGUAUACGUAGCUCUUCCUGGAAUUCAUAUGGAUCCUGAUUAUUUCCCAAAUCCCGAAGAAUUCGAUCCCGACAGAUUUAAGGAUGAGCGAAAUCUCAAGUCGUGCACUUAUAUGCCCUUCGGCGAAGGACCUCGCAUAUGCAUAGGUAUGAGAGUUGGGAGUCUGCAGACAGCUGUAGGUUUAAUCAGAAUGCUCCAGAAUUAUCGAUUUUCGGUAAAUCCAUCCCACGAAGCGAGAGUUUGCAGACGUGGCAUCUUCCUCAAACCGGAAGACGGUGUCCACUUGUAUUAUGAAAAAAUUAGCAACUCGUAAUAAUAGAAAUUAUUUCUGCAUUUUGCUUUCCUCUGUGUGUCCGAAUUUUAUAUUCAUUUAUGAUUCAUUUAUGAGUUUAUGAGUUUAGUGUGAUUUUAAUUUGAGUGUGAAAACUAUUUUCUGAAAAUUUUAAUAAAUUGAUAAAUUUUACAAUUA